Messenger RNA from Limulus polyphemus (Atlantic horseshoe crab), 2419 nucleotides. RefSeq lists its product as uncharacterized. The transcript is spliced from 2 exons. The coding region runs from base 1008 to 1880 and encodes 290 amino acids. The record is from RefSeq and is a predicted model, not a curated record. Lineage: Eukaryota; Metazoa; Arthropoda; Merostomata; Xiphosura; Limulidae.
UUGUAUCACUGGUAUGAUAAAAGUAAACAAUUGUGUUGGAGUUUUGACAAUAAGCAGAUGAGAGUAAAAAAUUGUGUGUGUGGUGAAAGUAAACAGUUUGGAUACAUAUUGGUGUGGUGAAAGUAAACAGUUUGGAUACAUAUUGGUGUCUUGAAAGUAAAUAAUUAUUUUGAUGACAAUUUUUUUUUUUGCCAGUGGCAUAUAUUUAGCAGUUAGUUUAAUGGUUACUGGCAAAAAUUCCAGCUGCAUUCACAAACUGAAAAAAAAUAAAAAUUGACUAAUAUAAGAACAAAAUCCAGUCAUAAGGGUUGGACUGGGGGUGGCUGGCAGUAUUUAUGUUACUUACUCAGACAGUGGAUGGAUGCUAGUAGAUACAACUAGUCAGCCCGAUCUAUGCCACUCACCUAUAACAGCUACAAUUCUGUAAAAUCUCACUAAAAUGAGUGGAGAGAUGUUGGAAUAUUUUUAUGCCAUAAAGAUUAAGAUUAUGUUCAGGUUAAUAUGCUUUUUUUUGCCCUUACAAAAAUCUGCUUUAAUUUUCACAUUGCUUAAUAAAAGCCCUUUCGAUUGUCUAUUUUGACAUGUUUGCCAGAUUUCACUUUCUCUGAGGCCUUUCUCAUUCUGCAUGAAGGCCCAUGCACCCUCUAAUAUGACCAAGGCACUGGGCAUGAAGGCUUAUACACAUUCUAGUAUGACCAAGGCACUCUUCAUUUUGUUGAAACAGCAAAGGAACUUUACUGAUAUCUCCAAAAACAUUCUGAAACAGAAACAUAAAAAAAUAAACAGAGUUUCUGAGAAUUCCUUACACUGUUUUCUUAUUUUUACAGGCUUUUGGUUGUUCUCAGGAAAGUUUUUUCAUGUGCACAUUUAUGUUGUUUUAUGAAAGUAAUUUUUUAUGUUAGUAUAUUGAAAGUAAACAGUUUGGUGUAGUGCAAGUAAGCAUUUUUGGUGUUGUGAAGGUUAACAGUUGUGUUGGUUUGAUAAAGAUUAACAGUUGUGUUGGUGUGAUGAAGGUUAACAGUUGUGUUGGUGUGAUGAAGGUUAACAGUUGUGUUGGCGUGAUGAAGGUUAGCAGUUGUGUUGUCGUGAUGAAGGUUAGCAGUUGUGUUGGCGUGAUGAAGGUUAACAGUUGUGUUGGUUUGAUAAAGUUUAACAGUUGUGUUGGCGUGAUGAAGGUUAGCAGUUGUGUUGGCGUGAUGAAGGUUAGCAGUUGUAUUGGUUUGAAGGUUAGCGGUUGUGUUGGUGUGAUGAAGGUUAGCGGUCGUGUUGUCGUGAUGAAGGUUAGCAGUUGUGUUGUCGUGAUGAAGGUUAGCAGUUGUGUUGUCGUGAUGAAGGUUAGCAGUUGUAUUGGUUUGAAGGUUAGCAGUUGUGUUGGUGUGAUGAAGGUUAACAAUUGUGUUGGUAUGAUGGUUAGCAGUUGUUUUGGUGUGAUGGUUAGCAGUUGUUUUGGUGUGAUGGUUAGCAGUUGUUUUGGUGUGAUGGUUAGCAGUUGUUUUGGUGUGAAGGUUAACAGUUGUGUUGGCGUGAUGAAGGUUAGCAGUUGUGUUGGCGUGAUGAAGGUUAGCAGUUGUGUUGUCGUGAUGAAGGUUAGCAGUUGUGUUGUCGUGAUGAAGGUUAGCAGUUGUGUUGUCGUGAUGAAGGUUAGCAGUUGUGUUGGUGUGAUGAAGGUUAACAAUUGUGUUGGUAUGAUGGUUAGCGGUUGUUUUGGUGUGAUGAAGGUUAGCGGUUGUGUUGGUGUGAUGAAGUUUAGCGGUUGUGUUGGUUUGAAGGUUAGCGGUCGUGUUGGUUUGAAGGUUAGCGGUCGUGUUGGUUUGAUGAAGGUUAUCGGUCGUGUUGGUUUGAUGAAGGUUAUCGGUUGUGUUGGUGUUGUGAAAGGUUAGCGGCUGUGUUUGUGUGAUGACAGUUAGCGGUUGUGUUGGUUUGAUGAAGGUUAUCAGUUGUGUUGGUAUUGUGAAAGGUUAGCGGCUGUGUUUGUGUGAUGACGGUUAGCGGUUGUGUUGGUUUGAUGAAGGUUAUCAGUUUUAGUGUUUUGAAAGUAAUUGAUUGUUUGAGUGUGGUGAAUGUAAAAAGGUAUUUCUAGUAGUAGUAGUGAAACUAAAUGUGUUAGUAUGUUGUUUGUAUAAACACCUGUUUAUUUGUCACACAUCAGCUACUUAUGGUUGUCAAUCUCUAUGCCUGGACCAGUUAGGUUGAAUUUAUUUAAAACUGAAAUUCUCUACUGGUUUCUAUAUGGAUUUUGUUACCAACAUCAGCUUAUAUCUUUUCAAUUUAAGUAAUCAUUUAAUAUUGUCUGUUAUAUUUCACAUAUAACAAUAAGUAGAUUAAUUUCACAGAGAAUUAAAAGUACUUCUGACAUAUGAUAACAGCUUACUUCUGUACAUUACGUACUAUGUUAAAUAAAUGUAAUCUGAGCCUAUCC